Cloeon dipterum is the source of this 1459-nucleotide messenger RNA. RefSeq names its product noggin-like. NCBI's taxonomy places the organism in Eukaryota, Metazoa, Arthropoda, Insecta, Ephemeroptera, Baetidae. Gene Ontology annotation, biological process: dorsal/ventral pattern formation; negative regulation of cell differentiation; negative regulation of BMP signaling pathway. Bases 249 to 965 code for a protein of 238 amino acids. The record is from RefSeq and is a predicted model, not a curated record. The transcript is spliced from 2 exons.
CUAUCGCUUUAUUUUACGAGCGUGCAUUAGAUGAGUUAUAUCACGAAACAGGGGUCGAUCAGGCGGCAAUAUGCGAUAACCUGAACAAACAUUAGAGAGAGCAUAGCACCGAUAAGAUAGCAAACAAGGCGACCCGAACUCAUCUUUCUAGUAUUGUGCGUACCGGUGCAGCUCAUGGUUCUGCGUGCAGCUCCACAACCCGCUUUACAUGCAUAUCCUGGAAGGACACUUCCCUGCAGCACUACCAGAUGCGUGCUUGGCUAUUCAUGCUGGUGGUGUCCAUCGUCUCUGCAACAGCAUCACGGCGCCGGGGGACACACGGCAUCAGCAAUAGUCAUCCGAUGUCGCCCAACGAUCUGGGACUGGAGGCGUCGGACAACGACGAUUUAGAGUUCCCCCCCGAGUCGCCCGACCCGAGGCUGGACCCGCGGCUGGCCGACCUCAACGCCACGGCGCUGCUGCGGCGGCUGGACCAGAGGUUCAACCCGCACAUGUUGUCUGUGGAACGGCCGUACUCGAUCAGUAGCCGCGAGUACGACUUCCCGUUCCGCAAGAACAAACACGGCCGGCUGGUGCCCAAGCACCCGCUCGAGAUGCCCAAAUACCUGAAGGGCGGCUUCAAAAGCGUGACGAUGCCCAACGGCAAGAAGACGCCGACCAUCGUGCAGUCGGACAGGCUCAACCUGAAGAUCCAGACGACGCUGUGGGCGCACACCGCGUGUCCGGUCGAGUUCAGGUGGCGCGACCUGGGCAAGCGCUUCUGGCCGCGCUACAUCAAGAGCGGCAGCUGCGUCAACGACAAGGCCAGGUCCUGCUCCAUUCCGCCGGGCAUGAACUGCCAGCCGGCCGCCAAGAUCAAGCUCAGCCUGCUCAGGUGGUUUUGCAGACCGAGACGCGCAUGCUCGUGGCACGAUUUUGAGUUGGAAGUCGUGAACAAAUGCGAGUGCAAGUGUCCCAAGAACUAACUGCGUGCGGUCGCGCACCGCAGACUUUUACCCGCAGUGUUGGAAGGGUGCGGCGAGGGCGGAGGGUGCAUGCACCGUAGUCUAUCUUGUUACACGCGCAUUACGCAUCGCAAGCCCAACUCACUUCCGCCUCUGCGCCUUUCAGUAUUUUUUUCAGGACUGACGGCUUCGCCGCUGAUUGUAUAUUUCCGCUGCUGCACACUUUUAGUAGAACGAGAACUGGAAUUAAGCGUUACGACUUGUAAAUAGUACUCUAUAAGUUGGCCGCGCACACGGAAGCUCAAAAGGACUGAAAUUUGAGUGCCAUGAAUACCGCAAAACUAUUCUCAUUGUCAGCGCACAUUCCUACGUAAGCGUGAAUGUUAUACUGCUUGUGCAUGUUGUUUGAAGUUGAAAAAAUGAGCCGUUGUAAAAAUAAAACUCGAUUAAGCAGGGCAGACAAAGAAUUGGUCAAAUCCAACCAUUAUAGCAAUAAAUAAUGUGUAUGAAGAUUA